Molecule: messenger RNA, 2321 nt
Organism: Salvia hispanica
Lineage: Eukaryota; Viridiplantae; Streptophyta; Magnoliopsida; Lamiales; Lamiaceae
Gene: SKB1
Product: SHK1 binding protein 1
Biological process (GO): peptidyl-arginine N-methylation; regulation of DNA-templated transcription
Cellular component (GO): nucleus; cytosol
Source: RefSeq, a predicted model, not a curated record
GCCACUUUCAAACUCAAAACCCUCCUUAAACCCAACCCUUUCCGCCAUACCACGCUCCGACUCCCAAUUCUAGAGAGAGAAAAUGCCGCUCGGAGAGAGAUAUGGCGGCGACAAGAGUGAAUCUCGCUACUGCGGCAUCGAGACGGAGUUCGACGAUGACAUGCCCAAUCUCCUCUCCUACAAUGUUCAUGGCGGCUUCGAUUUCGUCCUUGCUACUCUCAUGGAUCCUAAAUAUAGGCCUAGCCUAGUGGACAGUGAUACUAGCAGAUCAUCUGCUCUGCCAUUUGCUGGGUCAGACUUGGUCCUAAGUCCGUCACAGUGGAGCAGUCAUGUUGUUGGCAAAAUUAGCUCAUGGAUUGACUUGGAUUCUGAAGAUGAAACACUUCGCCAGGAUUCUGAGAUUACAUUGAAGCAAGAAAUAGCUUGGGCUUCUCAUCUAUCUUUGCAGGCUUGUAUUCUGCCUACGCCUAAGGGAUCUUCUUGUGCUAAUUAUGCGAGAUGUUUGAAUCAGAUUUUACAGAACUUAGGUGGUAUGCAGUUGUGGCUUAGGAUUCCAAUGGUGAAGCCUGAAGAUGGCAUUGAGGCUGGGAACCCAGAGUACAUGGGUGAAGGGGAUGUUGAUUCAUGGGAACUGUGGAAUUCCUUUCGGCUUCUGUGCGAACAUCACAGCCAGCUCUCAGUUGCCCUUGAUAUUUUGUCCUCAGUACCUUCUGCAUCCUCAGUUGCACGAUGGUUUGGAGAGCCUGUUAGGGCUGCUAUAAUCAAUACAAAUACUUUUCUAACCAAUGCGAAGGGAUAUCCUUGUCUAUCAAAGCGUCACCAGAGAUUAAUAACUGCAUUUUUCGAUCACUCAGUUCAGGUAGUGAUUUCCGGCCAACCGGUACACAAGAUACCUGUGGCUACUUCUGCAUCAAAUGUUGACACCCAAAAUGAGGUAGGAGGUUGGAGACACCCCUUGAAGGCAUACUUAGACUAUGUUGCUUUCCUUUAUCAAAAAAUGGACCCUCUUCCCGAACAGGAGCGCUUUGAGCUUGGAUACAGAGAUUAUCUACAAUCACCCUUACAGCCUCUCAUGGAUAAUUUGGAGGCCCAGACAUAUGAAAUAUUUGAAAAGGACACUGUUAAAUAUAGCCAGUAUCAAAGAGCAGUUGCUAAAGCAUUGGUUGACCGGGUUCGUGAUGAAGAUGCUUCUAGAGUAACCACUGUGUUGAUGGUUGUGGGUGCUGGUCGAGGGCCUCUUGUCCGAGCAUCACUGCAGGCAGCUGAAGAAACAGAGCGAAAAUUGAAAGUAUAUGCUGUGGAAAAGAAUCCCAAUGCUGUAGUAACCCUUCAUAGUUUGGUCAAGCUAGAGGGUUGGGAACAAACUGUUACCAUUAUAUCCAGUGACAUGCGUGAUUGGGAUGCACCUGAGAAAGCUGACAUAUUGGUCAGUGAGUUGCUAGGAUCUUUUGGUGACAAUGAGCUCUCUCCUGAGUGCCUUGAUGGAGCCCAAAGGUUUUUGAAGGAAGAUGGAAUUUCAAUCCCAUCAUCGUAUACAAGUUACAUCCAACCGGUGACUGCUUGCAAACUUUACAAUGAUAUCAAGUCACAUAAAGAUCUUGUGCACUUUGAAACUCCAUACGUGGUGAAGCUGCAUCGUGUUGCCAGGCUUGCAAAUACUCAACCUGUAUUCACAUUCACCCAUCCAGAACACUCAGCUAAGCCAAACAAUCAGCGCUACAAAAAGCUUCAGUUUGAUAUUCCUGAAGACACGGGCGCAACCUUGAUUCAUGGUUUUGCAGGUUAUUUUGAUGCAACACUUUACAAAGAUGUACAUCUUGGUAUUGAACCGUCCACAGCUACCCCAAACAUGUUUAGCUGGUUCCCAAUAUUUUUUCCAUUAAGGGCACCAUUAUAUGUUAAACCCGGUAAUCCUUUAGAAGUUCAUUUCUGGCGCUGUUGUGGUCCUACCAAGGUAUGGUACGAGUGGUCUGUGACUGCUCCAUCAGCUUCACCGUUGCACAACACCAAUGGUCGCUCUUACUGGGUCGGACUGUAGGUGAAAUUUCAAAGUUUUGGGCACGGUGUUUGUUCCGGAGAGAGCUUGGGUUCAAAUGCAAGAUGGUGAUGUUGUAUACUAGUGAGAGGUGUCUAGAGGUAUAGAUUGCCUUCAUUGUGAAAUUUAGUAGGUAACUGUUAUCUUGUUCUAGUUAUCUGGCAUUUGCCGUUUAUACAAACCAGCAGAAAUGCGUUGUGUCGUUGGAAACGUUUUGGAUAAUUCUUGAUCAGAUGGAGUAAUACUUUAGCCAUCUUUAAUGUAUUCUACUAGUAUUUUUUUGACA